Messenger RNA from Funneliformis caledonium, 684 nucleotides. The record is from the annotation of a GenBank genome assembly. NCBI's taxonomy places the organism in Eukaryota, Fungi, Glomeromycota, Glomeromycetes, Glomerales, Glomeraceae.
AUGACAGUUUUAUCAUCAAAUUUGUAUUUUACCUUUCACGCAUGGAUUUCUUCACAUUAUACUCUCGACCACCAAUCUUUACAAAAUUUAAUUCAUUAUUUAACACUCUUGCAAGAGCUUCAUCGUAAGAGUUAUGAAUUCAAUAAGGAAUUCUAUAAUUCAAUUCAAAAACACAUUGAUGGAAUCAUAAAAUCCGAAAAUGAUCAAAUUGUCGCGUUGGAUGAUGUAAAAGCCAUUGAAUUCGAUGAGGAUAAAACUUUGAGUUAUUAUUCUACGUUGAACUCAUCGAAAAACCUUCCAUUAACCGUAGUGAAACGAUUUUAUCCAAAAAGGGUUUUUGAAUAUUUAAAUGGUUACGAAGAUAAUUUGUAUAAAUUGAUCCUUAAAAAACAACUUGAAAUUAUUUACGAGGUAGGAGAUUAUUCACAAAAUAUAGAAUCAUUAAGGAACUUAUUGGCAAAGGAUGAUCAAUUCUCACAAAAAGACGCAUCGUUAUUCCUGAUAAUAAUUUAUUCAACUUAUCAACUUUUAGAAAAGUUGGAAAAAUUUGGUAUCAAAACAAACAUAGAUUUAAUAUAUAAUUUAGGAAUUUUCAUGAAGAGAAUGAAAUGUAUUACUUUAGAUUUGGUUAAUCAAGAGGAUUUGUUUAUUCUUAAAUUCUUGCGUGGCAUUUUAAAAAGAUGA